AUGCAGCGCUCAGCGUUGCUAAUACUUUCGUUCUUGAGCACACUGGUCUUGUCCUGGCCUUACGACGAGUCACUUUCAGAUUAUAAUGUUAACGAAAACCAAUCUGCUACAGCCCCAAUCGAUUACUGGGGAGAAUGGCCGAACCAUAAAUACCACCCAUCACCGGACAACUGGCGCUUUCCUGUCUACACGAUCUUCCUCGACAGGAUAUCAAAUGGAGACCCAACGAAUGAUGAUAUCAACGGGACUACCUUUGAGCAUGUCAUCGACUCCAAUCAAAUGCGACACGGCGGUGAUUUAGAAGGAUUGCUGGACACACUGGAUUAUAUUCAAGGAAUGGGUUUCAAGGCUAUUUACUUCGCCGGAACCUAUUUGAUGAACCUCCCCUGGGCCUACGAUGGCUAUUCACCGACCGACACUACCCUUCUGGAUAUGCAUCAUGGUACACUAGAGGACUGGAGGCGGACCGUUGCGGAGAUCCACAAGCGUGAUAUGUACGUCCUGGUGGACAAUACGGUCGCUACACUGAGUAACCUGGUCGGAUUCAAAGGCCACCUGAACGAUUCGGCCGAUUUUAAUCCUCACGAAUACGAAGUCGAAUGGGUCAGCGAGAGAAGAUACGCCGAUUUCCAAUUCGGCAACGACUAUAACGAUACCUGUAACUUUCCUAAGUUCUGGGAUGAGACUGGGUUCCCGAUAACAUCAGGCGGGCCCGAGGACUUGACAGGCUGCUAUAAUUCAGAUUUUGAUCAGUUUGGAGAGCUGGAGGCAUUUGGAAACUUCCCUGACUGGCAGCGCCAGCUCACAAAGUUUGCCUCGGUGCAGGAUCGCUUACGUGAAUGGCAUAAACCGAUCCGCGACAUCAUCACUCAACAUUCCUGUGCUCAAAUUGCAAGCUUGGAUGUCGAUGGAUUUCGCUUCGAUAAGGCUGUGCAAACAACUCUCGAGCCCUUGAGUGAGAUCACGGCUGUCUACCGAGAAUGCGCGAAGAAGUACGGGAAACACAAUUUCUUUCUUCCCGGCGAGAUCACGGCUGGAGAUACAUUCGGAAGUCUUUAUCUUGGGCGCGGACGUCAACCAAAUCAGCGCCCAGACUCAGCAGGUGCUGGCGCCAAAUUGACAAAUGACUCAGAUGCGGCCUUUCUGAGAGACGAUGGAUUGCAAGCGUUGGAUGCCUCGGCAUUCCAUUACACAAUCUACCGUUCAAUGACUCGGUUUCUGGGAAUGGAUGGUAAUCUGGUCGCUGGAUUUGACUUGCCGACCGAUUUCAUCGAAGCGUGGAACGAAAUGCUCAUUACGAACGAUUUCAUCAAUGCGUUCACAGGAGAAUUGGAUCCCAGGCAUAUGUACGGUGUAUCCAACCAGGACAACUUCCGCUGGCCUUCAAUCAAGAACGGCACAGAGAAAUAUCUUCUGGGUCUUUACAUUGUCACACUGGAGCUGCCUGGAAUUCCUCUUAUUUUGUGGGGUGAAGAGCAGGCAAUGUAUGUGUUUGACGCAACUGCAUCGAAUUAUCUCUUUGGCCGGCAACCCAUGACUUACCAGACCGCAUGGUGGACAAAUGGUUGUUUCAAUCUGAACACGUCAAAAUUUUACGAUUUCCCGAUUGAAAAGGGACGAGAUGGUUGCAAUGACAUAACUGUCACAUAUGAUCAGCGAAAUCCUGCCCAUCCACUUCGCAACAUCAUGAAGCGGAUGUUCGAGAUUCGGGCGCAUUAUCCGGUCGCAAAUGAUGGCUUGUAUCUCAGUACAAUCUCCCAACUGACAAAGGAUAUAUUUUUGCCUGGUUCAUCUACCACUCCCACAGUGACGGGUCUUUGGUCAGUCUUGCGAAGCUACUUCCCAGGUGUCCAGAAAGAAGCACAAGAAACCAAUGAGACACUCUGGCUGGUGUAUCAAAAUGGAAACUCGACAGAAACCUAUGGUGGUGACUGCAGUAACAAAAGCGCUGCUCUGCUGUCUCCAUUCAAGUCGGGGACCAAGUUGAAGAAUCUUUUCUAUCCUUACGACGAGCUCACUCCUCAAGAUGGACCCGAUAGCGACUAUGGUUGUGUGAAGAGCAUGGAACUUCUUCCUUGGGAGUAUCGGGCGUAUGUUAAGAAGAGCGAUUUCGUGGAGCCUGGCCCUACUGUCACCGACUUCUCACCUGGUCAUGAUUCUCGAUUUAUUUCUUCAGAAGACACGGGCGAGACUUUACCAAUUGAACUUGGUUACUCGACAGAGAUGGAAUGUACCAGCAUAACCAAGGCGAUCACUCUGAACUCGACAACCGAGAAGGGGAUCACCGCCUCUCUUGACAAAGACAGUGUUAGCUGCAAAAAGAUAUCCGCCCGAACAACUAGCAACAACUUCAUCGGCGAGAUCCCUACUGUGUGGACCUGGUCCGCCAACGUGACCAAUGUUCACCACGGCAUUCAUCAACUUACCGUCGCUAAUGUUUCCUCGUCUGGAGUCUACACCAACUCUACCGACAAGUUCCUCUUCCGCGUUGGUCUCGAGAACAAUCCACUCAUAACUCCACUCUCCAAUUACUCCACCAGCUUGCUUCACAGAUCUGACGAUGGAUUCUUCGUCAAGCAUAGUGCUGCUGGUGCCGAUAAAUAUCGAUACUCCACCGAUUUCGGAAGUACAUGGUCCAAGUGGGCAUCAUAUGAAGGUGGCAAUACAACCAUUGAUGUCUCGGCUUUCACUGGAACAGACAAGCAGAAGUGGAAGGGAACACAUGUCCGAGUGCAAUACUUUUCCAGACUCACCGGGAGCAGUGACUACAUCCAGGAAGGUGACUCUGGAUGGGAAAGCGAUGGUGUUCGGAGAUUUCCUCACUUGUGGUUCAACGGCCCCUUCAACCAAUAUGGAUAUGACCAAGGGUUGGCGAGUGAAAUGAAGUACGACACCGAGACAUCUCGUUGGAACUACGACUUCGUCUACGAGUGGCCAUCGAUAGGACAAUUGAACGUCUGGGGUAUUGACAAGGGAGGUAUUCCUGACACAACAGAAGUUUACGGCGACGUUGGAAAUUCUUCUAAUGUGCAAAAACUUCCCCCCUCAUACCUGUCAUCCAACGUUAUCAACAUCACCAAUCUGCCUCCAUUCCCGCAUCUUGGCUGGAAGAUCUCUCUCAACGACGCCAACCUGAGGUAUGAGCUGAUUCCUAUUGGAAGCGGAUGGGCUCAACUUGUGCUUUAUGUUCUUCUCUGGGUCGUCCCGAUCUUGAUGGGAUUGGCCGGAAUUUUCAUUUUCAUUCAGACCUUCUACCGUGUCAAGCUUAACAAAGAUGGGAAUGUUGUCAAGGAUGAAAAGCUACCUGUGGCUCUUUACCACAGAGUGAAAAAUAGGCUUUCCACACAGAAGGACCUUGAAAGCUCAUUUUCUGAGAAUGGCGUACCGACAGACAUUGCCGUGGCUGGCGCAAAUGAUCAGAGACGCACUGUUUUGAUUGCUACCAUGGAGUAUGAUAUCCAAGACUGGAAUAUAAAGAUCAAGAUUGGUGGCCUUGGUGUCAUGGCCCAGCUCAUGGGGCAGAAUCUGAAGCACCAGAACCUCAUCUGGGUGGUGCCAUGUGUUGGUGAUGUCGAUUAUCCUACGGACACCCCGGUUGAACCAUACGUGGUGACAAUCUUGGACAAACCGUACCUGAUCAACGUUCAGUACCACGUUGUGGAUAAUAUCACCUAUGUUCUGCUGGAUGCUCCGGUGUUCCGGCAGCAAACGAAAGCUGAGUGCAUUGCAGAGACAAUCAGGCGAGCGCCCGAUAUCGAUCUCUAUCACAUCAACGAUUUCCAUGGAUGUUUAGCUCCGCUGUAUCUCCUGCCCACACGAACCAUUCCAGUUUGCUUGUCCUUACACAACGCCGAAUUCCAAGGGCUUUGGCCACUUCGGACCCAAAAGGAGAAGCAAGAAGUGUGUUCUGUUUUUAAUCUUUCGAUCGAGACCGCAACCAAAUAUUGUCAGUUUGGAAACGUCUUCAAUCUUCUCCACACCGGCGCAAGCUAUUUGCGAUUCCACCAGCGUGGCUUUGGUGCAGUCGGUGUAUCUAACAAAUACGGCAAACGCUCAUGGGCCAGAUACCCAAUUUUCUGGAGUUUGAACAACAUCGGCAGCUUACCGAACCCCGAUCCAGCGGAUACAAAGGAGGAAGAUGUGCAAGUUUCGGUCCAGACGGACGCAGAAUCGAGCCAUGAUAAACUCCAGGCACAGAAAUGGGCGGGCCUGAACGAGGAUUCCAGUGCUGAUCUCCUAGUAUUUGUGGGAAGAUGGUCGAAGCAAAAGGGAGUUGACUUGAUUGCCGAUAUUCUGCCCAGUGUUCUAUCUGCUAGACCUCACGUGCAGGUAAUCUGUAUCGGCCCCGUCAUUGACCUUUAUGGAAAAUUAGCUGCUGUCAAAUUGGAGCGUAUCAUGGAAAUGUUCCCCGGUCGCGUUUUCUCAAAGCCCGAGUUUACGGCACUUCCUCCGUUUAUUUUCUCUGGGGCUGAUUUUGCUUUGAUUCCGUCCCGAGAUGAACCAUUCGGUUUGGUGGCGGUUGAAUUCGGUCGCAAAGGUGCUCUGGGUAUCGGUGCACGCAUCGGAGGGCUUGGACAGAUGCCAGGAUGGUGGUAUACUGUUGAAUCCGAUUCGGCUCGCCAUCUUUUGCACCAAUUGAGAACCGCCAUUGGAUCCGCCUUAGAUUCAUCGCCAAAGACUAGAGAAGAAAUGCGCCUGAACUCGGCCAAACAAAGAUUCCCUGUUCUUGAAUGGGUUCGAAAGCUCGAGGUUUUGCAACGGACGUCGAUUCACACUCAUCACGCCAAGAACAAAGACACUGUCAGAGGCCCAUCACGGGAAUCGCAUAUUUACUGGGAUGUACAAGGCCUCCAAUCCUCUUCUGGACCUCGCCCAAUGUCGAGUUAUUCUACACUCGGGGUUUCAGAAACUCCCCAAACGAGAAACUCCCAGCUUGUCCAACCAUCCCUUUUGGAGCUACAGGCAGCCGAGCUCAGGGAAAUGCAGGAUACCGAAAAUAACGGCAAAAAUUCACCCCGUCGACAGUUGUCACUUGGUCGACGAUCUGGGCCUGGACAAGGAAGGAAUCGUCUGGUCAAGAGGUCGCUGAGAGAGAGCCAGAUGCUUGAGAGAACGACAGAGGGGGAUGCCACGGACGCCGAGGAUGAUGGUAUUGACACCCCCCAAGAGAACUUCAUUUCUCCCGAAGAGGCAGUGGCCGCCGUAAAGCGUGCCCUCGGAUCUCAGGAAGUCAUUCCACCUUCUGGAGAUAGCAGAAGUCACUCCCGUAACGAUUCAAAUCUAUCGGCCACAGAAUCGACUCGUUUCGUCUCCCGAGAUUCCUCACCAGUCCGAUCCCCACGACUUUCUCACGAUACGAGUCCUGGCGAGUACAAUUUUGUUACACCCCCACAGAAUGUUUCUGUUCUUUCAUUGCCAUCUGUUGUUGCAGACCAUGAAAAACCUGUCUUCCACCUGCAAAAGGUCGACCCGACCUUCACAGACAGCAUGGGUCAUUUCACGCGGCGCUUCGAGGAAAAGCUCGCCAAUCUGAAUAAGAAGAACUCCGCUACGGAUCACUGUAUCGAGGUGUACCUGAUGAAGAGUGAACAGAAAUUUUUCAACAUGUAUACCGACGCACAAUUGAAGAAGCAGCCCAAAAUUGAAGAACGCCCCGUGACCGGAACAGGCUUGGAAGAGGUUGUGGAUGACUCGGAGAGCAACAGCCUCCCGCAGGCCUCCGAUAACCAAGAUUCGAAUGGAUCAGACGAUAUUGAUCAAUGGCUCUCUCGCCUUGGAUAUAAGAGGCCAAUUGCCAUCCAAAGAUUCAUGAGAUGGCGUGUUGGAAAUUGGCCAGUUUACGCCUUAUUCUUGGGUCUUGGCCAGAUCAUUGCGACAAAUUCGGCACAAAUCACACUUCUGGUGGGCACAGUCGGUGAAACUGCCGUCAAGCUUUAUAUCAUUGCGGCUGUUUACUGUCUAUCUUCCAUUGUCUGGUGGUUCCUGUUCUACCGCUUCCCAUCCGUGAUCGUUCUCACGCUUCCUUGGUUUAUAUACUCGAUGGCCUUCAUCAUCAUUGGUGUUUCGCCAUAUGCGCUUUCAAAUCUUGGUCAGACAUGGGCUCAGAAUAUCGCCGCAGGUGUAUAUUCUGCCGCAUCUUCUAGUGGAUCUUUGUUCUUUGCUCUCAAUUUUGGCGACCAGGGUGCCGUUCCGGUGAAGGACUGGAUGUUUCGCGCAAGUCUUAUCCAAGGACUUCAACAAAUUUACACUGUCGCUCUCUGGUAUUGGAGUUCUAGGGUCACUGCAGUGGAAGUAGGAGGAAUUUCAACAGCCGCUUUGAGCAGCUGGAAACUUACGGCCGUGGUCAUGCCCAUUGCUGCAGUGUGCUUUAUCAUUGGAGUGCUACUUGCUCUAGGUCUGCCCAAGUACUACCGUCAAGCCCCUGGAAAGAUCCUCUUCUUCUACACUUCCCUUUUCCGCCGCCGCAUUGUUCUCUGGUUCUUCUUCAUGGUCAUUAUCCAGAAUUGGUUCCUUGCUUCGGCAUUCGGUCGCAAUUGGUCCUUCCUCUGGUCUUCCAAUCACGCCAAAACAUGGGAAGUUGCUGUGCUGGUUGUGUUCUUCUUCAUUAUUGUCUGGGUCGCUGCGAUGGUCAUCUUCCGGUUCUUGUCUAAAGAACAUUCUUGGAUCUUACCUGUCUUCGGCCUGAGUAUCGGCGCCCCACGAUGGGCACAAGUGUGGUGGGGAACGUCUAAUAUUGGCUAUUAUCUUCCGUGGGCCGGAGGUCUGACUUCUGGCGCCCUUAUAUCACGAUGCCUUUGGCUUUGGUUGGGUGUUCUUGAUGAGAUCCAGCAGGUCGGUUUGGGUAUGAUUCUCCUACAAACAUUGACACGAGUUCAUGUUUGCUUCGUCUUGCUGGCCGCGCAGGCUCUCGGAUCUAUUGCCACAAUUUGCGCCCGAGGAUUUGCGCCGAACAAGGUCGGCCCUGCUGGUGUCUCUCCGAAUGUGGGAUCAUCAGUGGACAACGUGGGUAACGCGUGGUUCUGGAUUUCUCUUUUCUUCCAGCUUCUAGCAAGCUUUGGAUUCCUUCUAUUCUACCGCCGAGAACAGCUUAAUCGGCCGUGA
Penicillium cosmopolitanum is the source of this 7101-nucleotide messenger RNA. It is a transcript of the gene ags3, whose product is annotated as alpha-1,3-glucan synthase Ags3. Gene Ontology annotation, molecular function: alpha-1,3-glucan synthase activity. The transcript has 5 exons. Bases 1 to 7101 code for a protein of 2366 amino acids. Lineage: Eukaryota; Fungi; Ascomycota; Eurotiomycetes; Eurotiales; Aspergillaceae. The record is from RefSeq and is a predicted model, not a curated record. Gene Ontology annotation, cellular component: fungal-type cell wall. Gene Ontology annotation, biological process: fungal-type cell wall (1->3)-alpha-glucan biosynthetic process.